UUUCCUUAAAGGGGGAGUUUCAUUCAUGUGUCUCUGAAUAUAAAAUUUUAUAAUUUUUUUUUUAAAUACUUCUUUCUCAUUCCUUCAUGUCUACUUUACAAAAACGGUCGAGACAUGCUUCCCUGAUACCUAAAGCUAAGCCAACCGAAUUAAAUAAUUGGGUAGAUGACCGUAAAACUCGUAGUUUGUCAGUGCCUGACUUGCACAGGUUAAGAAACGAAUGGGAUACAUAUCAGCAAUCCGAUACUAUACAUUCAAUAUCAGAAUCAAUGCUACAGGCAAGAAAUUUAGUGUGCAUUCAUUUACUAACGUUGCUGAUAGUCAUACUAUAGAUUGACUUGUUAAAUAUUCGUAUGGAUUGUGACAUAAAAAAGCCUCAAAUUAGAUUAAAAAUGGGUCCCUCAAGAUAUUUCUCAAAGAGGUCCGAUAGUGUCACAGGCGAUUGGAACGAAGGUUUUUUAUUUCUUGUGUCGUAUCAUGCCCAAUUGUUUAAUACGGUUGAGUUCGACUUAUACGACAAGCCACACAAGCAUUGGCCUACAACAAAGCAUGUUGGAAAAGCUAAAUUAAGGUUAUCCAAACUCGAAGGAAAAAAUGACGUCUUUGUAACUUUUUUGCCCAUAUACGAAUAUCGUUCAAAACGUCUACUGCCUUCUGAUUUUCAGCCUACCCUAUUAGAGACAGAAUGGAUCGACCAGGCUAGUAUACACAAUAAGGUUGGAGAUCUAAGCUUGAUUGGGUCUAUACAAAUACGGGUUCGAUACAAGUUUCAAGAACCUGUGCACGAACUGAUACCUAAUCGCAAUAUUUUGGCAGACGACGAACCCGCAUUUUUGUCACCUGGAUUACAUCCACUUACUACAGCAACCACUCGCCGUUCUUCCUACGGUCGAGCAGACUUAGCACAAGAUGAGGAAUACGUCGAUAAUUUAUUUGAGAAACGACUUACACAAGUGAUGUCUGCGCAUAUACCUUCAGAACAGAGCAUUGGAGCACACAAAAAGAAGAAACGUAAUUUAUUUCAACUGCAUCGAAAUGCUUCUUUUCAAUCCAUUGCAAGUUAUCAAAUGCACUGGAUACAUGGUUUAUUUUCUCCUGCAAAAAAAUUGCCAAAUUCGUCAAGUGGUAGAAGGUUUGGCUUUUCUCAAAACGAUUCUGAUGAUAACAACCGAUUCAAUCCGGAUGGUGAGGAUGACCAAGAAAGCGAAUCGAGUUCUUUGUCUUCUUCUGCUCCAGUAUCUGAUCGUUUCGCUCAUGGUGCACGUAAAAAGGCACAGCAUAUCAUCGACAGUGUGAAUUUUGGUGAUAGGAAUUUCGCUUCACAAUGGAUGGCAGAUUCAUUUGAGGAUGUUGCUCUAUCUCAUCCGAUUGUAGAUAAGCUUAUUGGGCUCGUUGUGAGUAAACAGACACAGGCCAUGGUACGAGCGAUUAUCAAGACAGCAAACUCAUUUGGUCAAGGGUUCCGUGUAACAGGGAUUAAGUUAUUAAAAUCUGCUUUAUUAGUUCAGAGUUUCUACGAAUCUUUACCCAGACCUGUGGAAUCUGCUUCGAUUACGGAUAUUGAAGUGAUCGAUGACGCAUGCCAUUAUUUCGCUUUUGCUCUGGUUGCGUAUGGAUGGCGUGGAUUAUGUUACAUUGGUCCCUAUGGACAAUAUGCUCGUGGUGCCCGAGAUCGCAGAUCCAACCGAUUAGCCAUCAUUCGUUUUUUACAGAUUGACCCAGAAGAUUUGUUGGGAUACGAGUAUGCAUUAAGAAAGGGUGCUUCUUUUCAGCCGAGUUAUUACGUCGCGUUGGAUAGGAAAAGGGAUGCGAUUGUACUUAGUAUUCGGGGUACAUGGAGCUUAUAUGAUGCGAUCACAGAUUUGGUAUGUGAAUAUAUGCCUUGGAAAGGAGGUCUAGUUCAUUCGGGUAUGCUGGCAUCUGCUCAGUGGUUUUAUACAAACAUUAUACCGCAGAUAUUUCGAUAUAUUCAUCAUCAUAAACUGGAAUUGAAAAGCUUUAUUAUUACUGGACACUCUUUGGGAGGAGGAACUGCAAGUUUACUGACAAUGAUGGUAGCAGAUCAUGUUCAAGAAUUGCGGAAUUUAGCAGACAAUCAACAAUUUAAUUUUCAUUGCUAUAAUUAUGCUCCUGCUGCAGUGAGUUCACCAGAUUUAUGUAAUAUGUACCGAGAUUAUAUCACGAGUUUUGUUUGUCAGGAUGAUGUAGUAGGUAGAUUAUCUUAUGGUACUGCCAUGAAAUUAAAGGAGCUUGUAUUGGAUAUGAUUAGUGCUUAUGAAAUGUUAGGAGGCUUCAGGACGGUGAGCUUUUAAUCAAUGAUCCUAACAGGAGUUGUACUCAUAAAUUUUUAGGCCAUGACUGAUCCCAAGGCAAGAAAAUUGUGUUUUCAAAUAGCCAGUCAACGUCGGGAAAAACUUGAUGCAGACUCGAUGUACCCAUCUUUGUACAUUCCUGGGCAAAUUAUUCAUAUCCAACGAAAGGAAUCAACUUACUCUUUACACUAUACCACACAUGUAAUUUCCAAUGAAAUGAAACUGACAAAGACAUGCAUCGAAGACCAUAUGAUUUCCGCUUACCAGAAUGCUUUUGUUGCACUACGAGAACAGUAUCACCCUUAAUGCUGAGCAUAGUAAUAGAAGAAAUAGAUUAAAAAAAACUUUUAAUAAAAGCGUCACACAGUGGGCUGG
Mucor mucedo is the source of this 2687-nucleotide messenger RNA. RefSeq lists its product as uncharacterized. The coding region runs from base 354 to 2312 and encodes 652 amino acids. The transcript has 4 exons. Lineage: Eukaryota; Fungi; Mucoromycota; Mucoromycetes; Mucorales; Mucoraceae. Gene Ontology annotation, biological process: lipid metabolic process. The record is from RefSeq and is a predicted model, not a curated record.